AUGUCAGGUCCGGAGCAUCACCUGCAGCAGCCCCCAAGGCGAUGUGGAUUGCGCCACGACGAAGCCCAGCUCUUCGAGGAGCAAGUGGAGACCAUCAUGAGUUGUUUCAGCGCCGCCAACUGCGCUUGGCAAGUGGACGCCUGGCAGCUGUGCAACGUGUCGUGUGGCAUCGGGCACCAGGAGCGAGUGGUGCACUGCCCCACCGGAAGUGACUCGGACUGCCCAGUGCAGAGGCCCAGUGUGCUGCAGCGCUGCUACCGGCAGGACGGCUGUCGAUGGCUUGAGGGACAGUGGAGUCAGUGCAGCGGCAGCUGUGAAGCGGGCACACGCUCCAGGAACGUGACCUGCUUGAGUGGAGAUGCAUCGGAUUGCUCGCAGGCAACUCGACCACUGGAUCAAGAGGCUUGCAACCAACAAGCGGCAGGCUGUCUCUGGUCCGUGGGCCCCUGGAGCGCCUGCAGUGCCUUGAGCUGCGGUUCCCUCGGCUCGCGCGUGCGCGAGGUCCUGUGCCCCUCGCGGCAUGGCACAGCUGGCUGUGCGGCCAGCAAACCCCGUGAAGUCGAAGCGUGUCUGUCCGAGACCGUCUGCGAAUGGCGCUCCACCGAGCAGUGGAGCGAUUGUGAUGCUUCCUGCGGCUCGGGCGUGUCCACCCGUGUGGUGUCGUGCAGCGCGGGCCGAGACGAGGAAUGUCCUGGUGAGAAGCCGGCGAGCAAUGCCACCUGCGGCUUGGGCUACGAAACUCGGAGUUUGGUCUGUGGGGCCGAGAGCUGUGAUCCUGGCAGUGCGCCUGUGAGUGUUCGUGCAUGCAGAAGUACCAUGCACUGUGAGUGGCAGAUUGGCGAUUGGGGGCUCUGUAGCACCUCGUGCGGCGACGGCGUCUCGGCACGUCCCGUGGCGUGUCCCAGUGGUGAGGACGCGGAUUGCGCCUUCAGCGCGAGGCCUUUGGAUCGCAAGGAGUGUCGCAAUGUCACAGGUUGCACAUGGUCCACCUCCAGUUGGUCGGUCUGCAGCCAGAGUUGUGGUGAAGGCACUCAAACCAGAGCUGUUCUUUGUCCCAGCGGUAGCGCAGCAGACUGCGAAGCUUCGUCGAAGCCCAUGGCGCUGCAAAGCUGCCAGGGACGCCUCGGGUGUCAGUGGCAGAUGGGCGACUGGUCCAGCUGCUCGAGCCAUUGUGGAGACGGUACCCGCGCACGUUCGGUCCGCUGCUCCGGAACGGAUGUGGAGCAUUGCAACGCCUCGACCAGGCCGCUCUCAGAGGAGCCGUGCAGUGGGAGCGCCUGCGACGCGUGGACUUUGAGCGAGUGGUCACCUUGCUCCACACAGUGUGGCGACGGAGUGCAGCAACGCAGUGUGCAGUGCAACGAGCCUACGAGCUGUGGAGAAAGUCCCGCCUCCCAACAGGUGUGCUUCGAGACUGUUGGGUGUCACUGGCUGGUGGGCAGCUGGUCCAACUGCAGCGAGGGCUGCGGUCUGGGCACACGCAGUCGGGAGAUCCGCUGCUCAGGCGGUCCUCAGGAGUUUUGUUCGGCCGCCCGGCCGGCCGACCGGCAGAGCUGCGAUGCGGACAGCGCGGCCAGGUUCAUGAUCGGCCCCUCCUGCGGCUGGACGACUGGAGCCUGGUCCGCGUGCGGUGUGAACUGCGGGCCGCAGCAGAGGGAGGUGACCUGCAGUGCGUCGUGCUUUGGAAAGGCACCCAGUGCUCUGCGGCCCUGUCAGGGGCCUGAUGGCCUCCCCGGUGGGGAAGCGAACCGGUCAGCGUCGCAGGACGCUGCAGCGUGCGCAGAGCAGGGGAACGCCAGUGCCAGGUUCGAGGUUUCGUUGUUGAUGGAUGACCUUUCGACUGAGCUUCUCUCCAACUUGGUGGCGGGAACCCAAGAGCGACGAACUGCGUUUGCACUUUCGCUCUUUUUGUUGUCCCACAUCGUUCGCGACGCCAUGACGACCACGGAAGUGGUGAGCAGUGGGACCUACUCCUGGCAGCGACAAGUGCAGGUGAGCGUGCCACCAAAUUGGAAGAGGUUCCUGCUGAUGUUGCCGAUCCUCUAUGCCAUUGACUUGGUCUCCUGGCCUGGAACGAAGACCUGGGAAUUGGCGGAGCUCAUUCGGAACGCCGCGAUCGCCUACGGCGUGCUGUCCUGGACCCCGGUGGUGCUGGCUCUCUCCGCCGGGGAAGGGGUCACCAAGUGGGAUUCGGCUAUCUACGGUGCCUACAUCAACUUUUGUAUUUUCGCUUGCUUCCAGGGCACUUCUCUGGUGUUCUUUGAAACCUACCGACAAUUGAAUUGGUGGACGCCGGUGUUGGACACGAUCUGGGGCACCUUCUCAGGUGGGUUGACUUGCCUUUUGACCCACAUCCUCUGGGACAGGUGUUGCGGCUGGAGAAAGAUGGAUACCGCAGAGACGCCGAAAGCCGGCGCGGUGUAG
Messenger RNA from Cladocopium goreaui, 2424 nucleotides. The record is from the annotation of a GenBank genome assembly. Lineage: Eukaryota; Dinophyceae; Suessiales; Symbiodiniaceae.